Messenger RNA from Salvia splendens (bonfire salvia), 1391 nucleotides. RefSeq names its product cyclin-C1-2-like. Gene Ontology annotation, biological process: regulation of transcription by RNA polymerase II. Lineage: Eukaryota; Viridiplantae; Streptophyta; Magnoliopsida; Lamiales; Lamiaceae. The record is from RefSeq and is a predicted model, not a curated record. The transcript is spliced from 8 exons. The coding region runs from base 530 to 1138 and encodes 202 amino acids. Gene Ontology annotation, molecular function: cyclin-dependent protein serine/threonine kinase regulator activity.
AUGUGGUGCACCAAUUGGACAAGGAAAGGGGCAUUACUGCUGAAGAUUUCAAGCUCAUCAAAUUUCACACUUCCCACUAUCCGUAGGCCAAGAACAAUCACACAGUUAACAUGCUCAACAAAGCGGUGGUCCCCUCCUUUUAUAGAUCGUUUGCCAUAUGCAUAUUCCUCACGGCUGUCAGCAACAAACAACGUCCGUCCCCCUCCGUCACAGCACAUGCCCUCCUCACUUUCCAUGCACUUUUCAUGCCACACGCCCUCCCUUGAAUGCCAACUCGGAUGCCACUUGUACCCAUUAUUCCCUUAGCUUUAUUUUCCACGUACUCCUAAUAUCAUGAUGCAUGCGAUCACACGUCCCCUUCAGCAAUGCAUGCAUCAGUGUGUGUGUGGCAGUAAGAACAAUUUCGAUUUGGUUUUCAAGAAAUUUGCUUAUCACGUGUUGUGUUAUUCUUGGCUCAUUUUCUUUAUAUUGGUUUGAUCUUGCUGUGUGUUUUUAAAAUUUUAGUGUGUGUGUUUUUGCUCCCUUUUUGAUGAAAGGUAUCGUGGAGUUGGCACACUAUGUCGAAGUGCGGCAGAGGGUCGCAGCUACGGCCAUUACAUACAUGAGACGUCUCUAUACCAGGAAAAGUAUGACGGAAUAUGAUCCGUGCCUGGUUGCUCCGACCUGCUUGUACUUGGCAGCUAAAGCCGAAGAAUGCACAGUGCAUUCCAAACUCGUUGCUUUUCAAAUCACGAAAGAUCUAAGUGAUGUGAAGUACUUUAAAGAGAUACGCAAGAUGGAAAUGAAAAUCUUGGAAGCCCUCAACUAUUAUUUACUUGUAUUCCAUCCUUAUCGAUCAAUGACUCAGUUUCUUCAGGAUGCUGGCGUGAGUAAUUUGACAGAACAAACUAUGGGGGUCAUUAACGACACAUACAAGAUGGAUCUGAUUCUUGUUCAUCCUCCUCACUUGAUCGCAUUAGCCUGCAUAUUCAUUGCAAGCGUCCAGAAUGAUAAAGAAAUCACGGCUUGGUUUGAGGAGCUUCAUGUUGACAUGAACGUGGUGCGAAGCAUUGCAAUGGAGAUUUUAGAUUUCUACGACAGCUACAAAGUGAUGUCAGAAGGCCCCAGGAUUCGUGCAGUACUGGACAAGCUACGAUGAUCAACUAUGUUUUCGUAGUAAACAGCAGAAACCCGAUAGCAGAUAGAAAAACGGGUUCCACAAUAGCAAAAUCAGAGGCUUAAAGAAGCACAUAUAGUUGCAGGAUGGUUACAUUUCAUUUUCUGAUCUAAAUAGGCAUCACUUUUACUUACAUGUUUGUAUUCAGACAAAAGUUGAAAAGUGGUGUAGUAAUCUUGUUAAUGUAGCAAAAUUGAAGAGGAAUCUCUAUUCUCAACUUUGUUGCUAUUCGAAA